Molecule: messenger RNA, 2478 nt
Organism: Sardina pilchardus (European sardine)
Lineage: Eukaryota; Metazoa; Chordata; Actinopteri; Clupeiformes; Clupeidae
Gene: hsd17b12b
Product: hydroxysteroid (17-beta) dehydrogenase 12b
Exons: 11
Coding region: 156-1103 (315 amino acids)
Cellular component (GO): endoplasmic reticulum
Molecular function (GO): oxidoreductase activity
Source: RefSeq, a predicted model, not a curated record
GGAGCAGAGCACCAUUGACAGGAGAGAGAAGCGGACCGGUCCCAUGCAUCAGUAGCAAGUGCAUACAAAGAAGCUGUAUGCAACGCUAAUCGAACGAAUAUAGGUUGCAUUUAAAUAGCGGGAACUCAUAUGCACGUAACGUUUUGAGUUUUAUUAUGGAGUCCAUACUAGAGCUCGUGAAACCACCACUGUUUUGGCUAGGUGCUUUAACUGCGGCCUGGUUCUCUGUCUGCUCCGUAUACCGACUCUUAAAUGGCCUGAAGAUAUGGAUAUUGGGUAAUGGAAGGCUGGUUUCACCCGCUAAACUUGGAAAAUGGGCAGUUGUAACCGGAGCCACAGAUGGGAUCGGGAAGGCCUAUGCGGAGGAGCUUGCACGGCGAGGCUUUUCCAUUGUGCUGGUCAGCCGCUCACAGGAGAAGCUGGAUGACGUCUCCAAAGCCAUCGAAAGUAAAUAUGGUGUUGAGACCAAAACCAUCGCUGCAGACUUUGGGUCCACUGACAUCUAUCCAAAGAUUGAGAGUGGCCUGGCUGGACUGGAGAUUGGGGUUUUAGUAAACAAUGUUGGGAUUUCCUACUCCUACCCGGAGUUCUUCCUCAACGUACCCAAUUUGGACCAAUUUAUCGACACAAUGAUUAAUGUCAACAUCACCUCUGUCUGUCAGAUGACCCGGAUUGUUCUACCCUUGAUGGCAGACAGGUCGAAAGGGGUGAUUUUAAAUAUCUCAUCUGCCAGUGGCAUGUACCCUGUCCCACUUCUCACUAUCUACUCUGCCAGCAAGGCCUUUGUGGAUUUCUUCUCUCGUGGGCUUGAAGCUGAGUACAGGAAGAAAGGCAUCAUCAUUCAGAGUGUGCUGCCGUUCUUUGUGGCGACCAAGCUGAGUAAGAUCAGGAGAGCGACGCUGGACAAGCCGUCUCCCGAGCGCUACGUGGCCGCGGCGCUCAACACCGUGGGCCUGGAGAGCCAGACCAACGGCUACCUGCCACACGCCAUCAUGGGCUGGGUCACCACCGCGCUGCUCCCUGCCACAGUGCUCAACCACUACAUGAUGGGCCUGCACCUGUCCAUGCGCGCGCGCUACCUCAAGAAGCAGAAGCAGGGCUAGGAGCCCACACAGGGCUGGACGAGACGAGGGAGGGAGGGGGAGCCCACUGGACACCCAGUGGUCAAGAGGCGGACCACCAAAGCCAUCAGCAUCACCUCCACAUCUCCUCCUCCUCUCCUCUCCUCCGCUCUAGAGGGACCAAGGACAAGUGUGUCCAUAUCAGUUAUUAAUCAGUUAAUAACAGGGGCUCCAAUGAGGUUUGUGUGAAAGUAGGAUUGAAAGGAUGAGGGUUGUUUUUUUUUUCAUGAAGUUUGUAUCAGCACUUAACUAACUUACUUUUUUUUUAAAGAAAUUACUACUGACUGAAGAAUUAAUGCUUUACAGCCAGUCCUUUUGCUAUAGAGAAAGGACCGUUGGCUGCCUGUAUCACUCACUGUAUCAGAAAAAUAAUGUGAAUUCCCAUAACAAUUCAAAUUUAACAAGAAAAAAAGCACCUACUUUGUGCAUAUUCCCUCUUGACGCAGAAGGCAAUAAAGACAAUGUCAGAAAUCUCACAUGUUUAUAACACAUAUACUGUCCACUUAACAUGUGGUGUGCUUUGUUUCGUAAAUGUGAGUUAACUUUUUUCCUCAGCUUUCAACAUAGAUGUUCUUUUUUUUUUGUCUUAUUUCAAUGCGAAGACAUUUGAAGUUCAGUGUUCAGCUCAUAUCCAUCGCAACAGUGUAGAACAGCAAGCCAAAUCUGCUCGACUCUCAGGAACCUGUUCACAAGAGCAGAUCCAGCAGGGAGAGCCGGGCAUGCCUGUCAUCUGUCUUUGAAGUGUAUUACAAAGCAAGCAUGUUUCCCCCGCCAGCAUAUUCUGGGAUUUUGGUCAUAUACAUUUCUCUGUUUCUAGUUUUAGAUGCUCUAACGUUGGGGCCUCUGUCUUUGAAUGUCUAAAUUCUCUCCAGUCAGGUUGCAUAAUGCACUCUCCUGCUGUGAUAUGCAAGGCAUUUUAUCACCACAUGGUGUUAUCAGUCCCAGUUUUAAUGGAUUGUUCUCAGAGACAUGCACUUCUCUUAGUUCACACACUACUACACACAUCUGUUUGAAAGGGAUGCUGGCGAAUCUCACUGAAAUUGGAGUCUUUUAUAUUUGUCCUGUCCGUUAAAGUAUAAUUGUUGUUUUUCCAAGAGUUGAGGGACUGCAGACAUUUGUAACAUAAUAGCAACAAUUUUCCCCAUGAAUAGUUGACAGAUACCCACUCAUUCCAAAAAUUGUGUACUGGAAACAUUGUAAUGACUAAAAUUUGUCACAAUGGAUGACCUUUAUUAAGGGUUCCCUUGAGCAGCAUUGGGAAAUUGUCUUGAAACUGAUUUUUGAGUUUCAUCUGUAUGAUGCUUCUUUACUGUAUCAGUUGAGACCCGAGUGGUGAUUAAAAGCGCUUUGGAAGUUA